AUGUCGAUUUCUUCUUCUCUAUGUUCAUCUCCAAACUUAAUUCAGAAACCACCAUUCAAUUCAAUUACUAAGAAAACUUGUCAGGUUAAUUCUUAUGGGUUUCUUCGUUGUAAUCAACUUCUUCAGUUUCGUUAUACUGAGACUAGAAGUAUUCAACUACCAAUAAAACGUUGUUCUGAUUUUUCUGGGUUGUCAAUUAAACAGUUCCCUAUUGGGAGAAAACUAGGGCUCAGUGUUUGUGCAGAGAAUGGAGAAGGAGAGGAAAAGAAGGAUGUUGUUGAUGAAGCUGAAGAAGCUAGAGGACAAAGUACAAUGCCUUCUAGGUUUAGAUAUUUGACUAAAGAAGCUCCAGAUCGUCCUGUCAGAUGGCCAUGGUUGAUUGCCCUGGCAUUCCUCAUUUACGCAUGGCGAUCAGUGUUAUGGGAACUUUCUAACUGGAAAAAAGCUGUUGUGGGCAUUGCCAGCUUCACCGCUUACCUUUCUAAACUUGCCUUGGCAAUUGUAUAUCAUUUCUUCGGUGAUCCAAUUACUGCAGUUCUUGGAUUUUUCGAGACAUCACUCUGCAGUGUUCGAUACAUGUACUCGGAUAUAGUUGCAGCAGCCCCUGUUCCAGAGCUAAUGGUAAUCAUUCUCUUAACAUCAGCAGUGCUAGCUAUCGCAGAAGCCCCUGUACCAAACUCCAUAAAUUGCCAAUCUUAUCUCAUAUCCGUGGCUGGCUUUAUUGGGUUAGCAGCUGUGAAGAGUUUCAUCCCCGAGUCACUCUUCUGGGUGUUCCUUGUAGGACUAUUCUGUUUCUCAAAGUUUGUUAAGAAGAAAGAUAAUGUCUCAUCUGCAAUGCCAGUCGCUGCAGUGUUGACCGCUGUAGGUGAGCCAUGGGUGAGAGCUCUGGUGAUGACUUUGUUUACCUCUCUCGCCAUAUAUCACCACUCAAACAUGAAGAAGAGUCUUCCAGAAGAAUCUGCAGAAGUUGAAGUUGCAAGUUCUGUUCGAAAACUUCCAGUGCCGCUGGUGGGUGCGGCUUUGGCCAUCGGUAUCCAUCUUGCUGCCAAAUGGGUUCGUUACCGGCACUUGACUUGGAUGAUCGUAUGAGUAUGGAUGGACAUGUUUUGGCAACAAUGUUCUCUUUAGCAGAAGCACCUAAUUCUUGUUAAAAGAUUGUAAAAGUUGCUAUAGUAGCCUACAUGUCCCAGUUAGUAAAGUUUGGCUAAAUUGGAGUUAGAGUUAACUUGGUUUUUCCUUGUUGUACAAAUUUUAUAAACCUAAAGGCUAAAGCAGUAAGUCAGGUGUUUUUGUUUUGCUAAUUGGGUUACACUCACAAUCUCUCAGUCUUGGAUCAUAAUGUUGCGGCAAAUAUGUUCCUGCUACUGAAAAUAUGUUGCUAUCUACCUUUUUCUUUCACCUUAUUCUCAAUUUACUCACACUUAUUUUUAAAUUUUUUUUACACUA
This is a messenger RNA of Papaver somniferum (opium poppy), 1446 nucleotides long. RefSeq lists its product as uncharacterized. The transcript has 2 exons. The coding region runs from base 1 to 1089 and encodes 362 amino acids. The record is from RefSeq and is a predicted model, not a curated record. NCBI's taxonomy places the organism in Eukaryota, Viridiplantae, Streptophyta, Magnoliopsida, Ranunculales, Papaveraceae.